AUGGAUGCUGCCAGGCACCAACUAAGCACCGACUCCACUGCCUUCAAUGACGUAGUUAAGUUGGCUAAUGUAGCCAAAAUCUUGAUCCGUAAAAUUCCAGGGAUUUCUGUUCUUGAUCUUUCAGCAUUCCCUGGCUUCUCAAACAUGGACCCUUUGCGUGUCACGAUUGGUGUCUGGCAGCUGGGCCUGUCGGGUUUCCAGGUGAAUGAAAUAUUGGACAAUGAUCUUGGGAUCAUCCCUGAACUCGUCAGCACAAACUCUAUGACUCUAGCGUUUAGCCAGGGAACAACUGGCGAGCAUGUUCAGAGACUCGUGUCUGGAUUGAAGCAUUUAUCGGAGAAAUUUUCAGCAGUAAAUUGUGGUAAUGCAGUUACUGGAAAAGCACGACCGUACGAUGUUCCUCUCAUGAGUUUGAAUCCUAGAGAGGCCUUCUUUGCUAGCAAGACGAGAAUGAAGUUUAAGGAUUGCAGUGGAGAAGUCUGUGGAGAGUCCCUUUGCCCUUACCCGCCAGGAAUUCCUGUUCUUGUACCUGGUGAAGUGAUUACUGAGAAAGCAUUGGAUUAUCUGCAGCAAAUAAAAGGCCAUGGUGGUUAUAUAGUUGGAGCUGCUGAUCCUCAACUUGACUACAUUGUUGUGUGCAAAACAAGCCACUAA
Sesamum indicum (sesame) is the source of this 654-nucleotide messenger RNA. The record is from RefSeq and is a predicted model, not a curated record. Lineage: Eukaryota; Viridiplantae; Streptophyta; Magnoliopsida; Lamiales; Pedaliaceae.